Messenger RNA from Candoia aspera, 690 nucleotides. RefSeq names its product DIRAS family GTPase 1 (gene DIRAS1). The record is from RefSeq and is a predicted model, not a curated record. NCBI's taxonomy places the organism in Eukaryota, Metazoa, Chordata, Lepidosauria, Squamata, Candoiidae. Gene Ontology annotation, cellular component: plasma membrane. Gene Ontology annotation, molecular function: GTPase activity; GTP binding; GDP binding. Gene Ontology annotation, biological process: signal transduction. The transcript has a single exon. The coding region runs from base 10 to 606 and encodes 198 amino acids.
CCUUCCAAGAUGCCGGAGCAGAGCAACGACUAUCGCGUGGUGGUCUUCGGGGCCGGCGGCGUGGGCAAGAGCUCGCUGGUGCUGCGCUUCGUCAAGGGCACCUUCCGCGACACCUACAUUCCCACCAUCGAGGACACCUACCGGCAGGUGAUCAGCUGCGACAAGAGCGUCUGCACGCUGCAGAUCACCGACACGACCGGCAGCCACCAGUUCCCGGCCAUGCAGCGCCUUUCCAUCUCCAAGGGCCACGCCUUUGUCCUGGUCUUCUCGGUCACCAGCCGGCAGUCGCUGGAGGAGCUGCGGCCCAUCCACCAGCAGAUCGCGCAGAUCAAGGGCGGCGCGGAGGCCUUCCCCGUCAUGCUGGUGGGGAACAAGUGCGACGAGGCUCAGCGGGAGGUGGAGACGCGGGAGGGGGAGGCCGUGGCCCGCGAGUGGGGCUGCGCCUUCAUGGAGACCUCGGCCAAGAUGAACUACAACGUCAAGGAGCUCUUCCAGGAGCUGCUGAACCUGGAGAAGCGCCGCAACAUGAGCCUCAGCAUCGACGGCAAGCGCUCCGGCAAGCAGAAGCGGGCGGAGAAGAUCAAGGGCAAGUGCAGCCUGAUGUGAGCGGCCGGAGGCGGCAGCCCCCUACCAUCGUUUGUGCGUCCCCUCCCGCUCCUCACGGGGCCCCGCCUCAACCCCCCCCCGCCG